CUCUCAUUUCAUUUUUUCAUGUCCAACAAAUUCCAAGUUAUUGAGAAUUGAAAAAGCUUUACGCGCAUGUGUUGUUCGUGUGCGGCACAUGCUAGUGAUCAAGCGGUGAGAAAGACGAUCAACCUGUCACAUGUCCGUUAUCCUAGAUGAUUUUUACACACGAGGUAGCUGUGACUCUAAUUUUAUCAAAGAUAUCAAUUCAAAAAUGAGAGUUCCUGAUAGAAUAUCAUUAGAUCCAAGUAGUUUACCGCAGGUGAAUUUAUCGCUCGAUUCUUCUGAGAAUGACAAUAUGAAAGUGCCAGAAAGGAUAGUCAUGUCUGGUGCACAGAAUCAAUCAUCUCCACUUAUGGCAUUCAACCGACGUGGAGAUGAUCUUAUCGAUAAUUUAGAUCCUGUUCCACUUCAACAUGCUUUAGAUCCAUUGCCUACUUCUUUAGUGUUAAAUGAAGUUCAUUAUCCAGAUCUAGAACGAUUAACUAUUGAGAAGAGGGAAAUAGAAACAGCCAUCUCAACUCCACUAUUAUUAACAAACGAAUCUCAGAAUCAUAUCUCAACAGAACAACAGCCUUCUCCACUUCCUUUAUCGAAUAUCUCUAAUGUUAUAAAUCAUUCAUCUACAACGAUAUCAUCAUCACCAUCAUUAUCAUCACCAAUGAAUCAAACAAAUAAUACUCAAUCUAUUCUUGUAGAUACACGACGUCUUAGAUUAUUAGAGAUUCGUAUGAAUGAAAUAGAACUUGAAUUAUCUAGACGUCAAUUUAUGGAUAAAUUACUUUAUAUCACAUUUGGAGGUUAUUUUGUUUUAAAAUGUUUACGUUUAUUAUUCUCUUAGACUGUUCUUCUUCUUCUUCUUCUUCUUCUUCUUCUUCUUCUUGUUUGUCAUUAGAUGUAGUCAAGGCCUAUUCUGUUGUGGGUUUUGUUUUUUCUCUCUUUGUUUUUCUUCUACUGUUAUUACUACUUUCAUCAAUGACUCAAUUCAGUAGUAUUAGUAGGUUUUGAUAAAUAAUGAAUG
Molecule: messenger RNA, 1012 nt
Organism: Schistosoma bovis
Lineage: Eukaryota; Metazoa; Platyhelminthes; Trematoda; Strigeidida; Schistosomatidae
Source: the annotation of a GenBank genome assembly